AUGAGUUUGGGUGGAAUAGUUCAUUUUGGGAUUGACAUGACCCUUGUGGCCAUCGUCUUGUCUGCGGUGAGAAGGAACACCGGUUACGUUUUUGCAUACGAGAACUACAGUUGGGCAAAGCUAAUCUACGGGUAUCUAGGAUUUGGGGAAUUCUGCUACAAAUGCAUCACAAAAUAUGUGACCGGCUCUAAUCUGUUUAGAAAGCAGCUUAAAGACCAGGAUCGUUUCAUGGACGACGUAGAGGAGGUCGAGGAUGACGUGGAGUUGCAUAAAAAAAGAAGAAGAAGCAGUCGAGUCAGCCGCGCAAUGUUUGCACGAAAUUGA
Messenger RNA from Huiozyma naganishii CBS 8797, 324 nucleotides. It is a transcript of the gene MCO12, whose product is annotated as Mco12p. The record is from RefSeq and is a predicted model, not a curated record. Gene Ontology annotation, cellular component: cytoplasm. The transcript has a single exon. The coding region runs from base 1 to 324 and encodes 107 amino acids. Lineage: Eukaryota; Fungi; Ascomycota; Saccharomycetes; Saccharomycetales; Saccharomycetaceae.